This is a messenger RNA of Populus euphratica (Euphrates poplar), 1797 nucleotides long. Its product is annotated as vacuolar protein sorting-associated protein 26B-like. Gene Ontology annotation, biological process: intracellular protein transport. Lineage: Eukaryota; Viridiplantae; Streptophyta; Magnoliopsida; Malpighiales; Salicaceae. The transcript is spliced from 12 exons. The record is from RefSeq and is a predicted model, not a curated record. The coding region runs from base 211 to 1077 and encodes 288 amino acids.
AAUAGACAGAAAGGAAACUUCAUGGUUUGCUUAGAGAAGAGAAUCCGAAUUAAAUUCUCAUUCUAUUUACUCAACCAUCAUCGAUCACUGACUCGCUCUUUCUCACUCGGUCCUUGUGAUUGGAUUCGAAGAAUUUAAUUUAAUUCAGCGGAAUGAAUUACCUAAUUGGAGCUUUCAAGCCUUCAUGUAAUAUCUCCAUCACCUUUUCCGAUGCAAAAAAUCGCAAGCAGGUUUCUCCUCCUUAAUUAUGUUCCGAUGAAAAAGGAGAAUGGCCAAACGUUGAUGGUUCCGCUCUGCCAUAGCCAAGAAAACAUUGCUGGAAAGAUUUCUAUAGAGCCACUGCAAGGGAAAAAGGUCGAUCACAUUGGUGUUAAAGUUGAACUUCUUGGCCAAAUUGAGAUGUAUUUCGAUAGAAGCAAUUUUUAUGACUUCGCAUCCCUUGUACGUGAAUUGGAUGUUCCUGGAGAAAUAUAUGAACGAAAGACGUAUCCGUUUGAGUUUUCCACAGUUGAAAUGCCGUAUGAGACAUAUAAUGGGGUGAAUGUGAGGCUCAGGUAUGUUCUGAAAGUGACUGUCACCCGUGGUUAUGCAGGUAGCAUAAUUGAAUACCAGGACUUCAUGGUUAGCAACUAUUCUCCCCCUCCACCAAUCAACAACAGCAUAAAGAUGGAAGUUGGCAUUGAAGAUUGCCUGCACAUUGAGUUUGAAUACAACAAAAGCAAGUAUCAUCUAAAAGACGUGAUUAUCGGAAAGAUAUACUUUCUUCUAGUAAGAAUUAAGAUAAAAAAUAUGGAUCUUGAGAUCAGGCGUCGAGAAUCAACAGGAUCAGGGGCCAAUACAUAUGUUGAGACAGAGACGUUAGCUAAAUUCGAGUUGAUGGAUGGAGCUCCUGUCAGAGGUGAAUCAAUUCCCAUCAGAUUGUUUCUUAGCCCUUAUGAACUGACACCAACACAUCGCAACAUUAACAACAAAUUUAGUGUGAAGUAUUAUUUGAACCUUGUUCUGGUUGAUGAAGAGGAUCGUCGCUAUUUUAAGCAACAGGAAAUUACAAUAUACAGGCUUCAGGAAAGUUCUUAAUCAUGUUUUGAUACUCAGAUAUUGUUUUAUCCGUUGAAAAGAUAAUAGAUGAUCAACUGACACCUAGCCUUGAAAUUAUUGGAGAGGGUCUUGUUCUGUUGACCGGUCUAGAUUGAUGUUUGUUCUUGCUUGGUCACUCCUUGGCAGAAUUAUGUACAUGGGUCACAUCUGGGUGGUGGAAUACCAGUGUUUGCUUUCAUGGUUUAAUCAUUAAAAAAAAAAAAAAAUUGUCUUUCUGUAGCCAACAACCAUUGUCAACGUUGACAGAGCUUGGCUCCCGGCACCUUAUGUAACAUUUUUUGCCCCCUCCAGGGGAUUAUCGAGAACAAUUUCUGUUUGUCAUCGCCCUUCAUAUUUUGUUUGGAAAUUUCUCGAAGAGUGGUUAUACUUUUGUGCUUAUUUGUACAAGCCUAUGAAACAUGUACAAGUACUUUUGUGCUUACUCGUGCUGUCUGGCUUACCAUGUUCCGGUACAAGGCAUUGUUCGCAACUCAGUGCUUAAACUUGUUGCUUCAUAGCUGGGUUCAGUACUUGUUUUGUUUGGGAAUCUGAAAAUGUAAAGUAAAAACAGAGCUACAUGAUCAUAUAAUAGCAUCAUAGGAUAUUAGCAGGGUUUAGGGUUUUGGGGCUGUCAGCAGUUUCUUGCUCUAUUAGUAACUGAUGAUUACUUUGAUUGUAUUCUUCAAAACACAAGAGACUAUGAAGUAUUUAUGUUCUGGU